CGUGGUACAUACGUCAGACACUGCGCAGCACAUUAUUAAUGUUUGUUAUUGUUUUUCUCGAGUCCUAUUUCCAGUUUGUUCACCCGUCUUUCUGCAUAUUGAGAGAGUAGGAUACUGUGUCAACUGUUUAAGCUGUUGCUGAAAGAUUGUCUUUACAGGUAUUGAUCGGAGGUUUGCUUUGUCUCACAUUAGACAAAGAGAGAAAAUAGGAAAGUUAGACAGUGAUACAAGCACACAAAGGAAACUUGAAUAUCAACAGAAAAAGACUCUGCUUUAUUGUGAUUUGAAAGUCACAUAGAAAUAGUUCAGUAAACUUACAAUACAUUAUAAACAACUUGUAAUUGCUAAAUUCUGCACUCAAAAAUUGACUUAGCAUAGAUGAGAAUUACUGUUGAUUGCUGCAUAAAGUUAUUGGUUAUUGGUAAUAACAUCCUUUGUCUGAGUUAACAGAGGCUUGAUUCUACAGAAACCAAACAUAUGUUAGAUAAUAAACAUUAGAUAGAAAGAGCGUGAGUUAUUCAACUGUCAGUGUACCGUGAUAAUACUUUGAUUUUUUUAACACUUCAUAAGAGAACAGGUUUAGUACUGGGGCAAACAAGUUUUGUUGUAGUGUUUCAGAAAGACAGGUGGAAUAUAUGAUGGUUAUUUGUUUACAGAGUUAUAUGAGCAUCUAUAAACAAAUUAUUGCAACAUUCUGCUAUAAAACAUUUUUAAAACCAAUAGGCUUUGUGUUGAUAUAAAAUCAGAAAGAACUUGUUUAUGUAAUUGUGAAACAAGAAAUAAAACAUUUGAAAAGAGGAAGUGAAAUGAUUGUUUAACACAAGUGAAAGAAUCAGAUAUCAUAAUAUAUAUGAAUUGCUUAAAAUAGUACCAGUGAACAAGGAAGAAAAUAACAAUGUUGCUAUAGCAGGAAAUAAAAUACAUUUCUAUCUUCAUGAUAAUGUCUUUUGUUAAAGUUUGUGGUCAUGCCUUUUUUGUGAUUUAAGAUAUGCUCUUGGAUUGAAUUAAAUUCAAGAGCUCACUGCCAAAAUUACGAAAAUAGGUGAAAGGAUUUUAUCGUUUUUGACAAAAUUUUGUGAUAGAGGGCUCCUGCAGGAAGAACGUGUGGAAAGAGUGAAGAUGGUGAAAACAUUUCAAGCUUACUUGCCCACAAAGUGUCACAGGCUCUAUAGCUGUGUACAUUGCAGAGCACACCUGGCUAAUCAUGAUGAACUUAUUUCCAAGUCAUUUCAAGGAAGUCAGGGAAGAGCAUACCUGUUCAACUCAGUUGUAAACAUUGGGUGUGGCCCUGCAGAGGAGAGGGUGUUGUUGACAGGAUUGCAUGCUGUGGCAGAUAUAUUCUGUGAAUGCUGCAAAACCACACUUGGAUGGAAAUAUGAACAUGCAUUUGAGUCUAGUCAGAAAUACAAGGAGGGGAAAUUUAUCAUUGAGCUUGCCCACAUGAUAAAAGAUAAUGGGUGGGACUAGCACAGGAUGGAGGUGGAGUCAUCAUAAUAGUUAAGGAGGGAAUAACUGUUGGCACAAAUUCUUUAAUUUUAAAAACAUAUUUUUUUUUAUCUUCAGACAUUUUAGUGAUUUAAUUUUGACUGCAAAUAUAACUCUCAAGUACUCAUCUAUUUUCUGCCUUGUAGAAAUACCAGAAUAUUUAAAGAAUGUUCAAGAAGAAUGUUAUUGAACAGUAUACAAUGUUCCCUCCUUAAUGAUAUGGUUAAACGCACAGUAAAUGGAUCUCUUAAUUUACAUUCCCACUGUUAUCAGUGACUUGGUGUCUUUCAUCUGGUACUCUAUACAAGAGUACAGAACAGUCAUUUCUUUUUGAGGAUACAAAAUCAUAGCUGAAGUACAGAACACAGUUCCAAAUCUUAACAUUUUUAUGAGGAUAAAAGACAGAACACAAAGUCAUAAUUAUCUGUGUGUGUGAAGAAAAUGAUAGAUAGAAAUAAUUUGUACAAUAUGCUACAAGAUAGUUCUAAACAUUCAUUUUACUUAAUUAUAAACAUGUUUUUUUCCAAUUCAGAAUUUGAAAUUAGUUGUAUAUAUAUAUAUACAUAAAAGGACAAAUAUGACAAAAAUAAUUUUGAAAGCAGAGAAAUAUAUAAAAUUUUGAAAUAGAAGUUGAAGUAUUUGGAAGAAGAAGAGGAUGAAGGAGCAUUUUGGAGGAGGUAUAUUCAACAUGUUUAUAUAAUGUGUUCAAACAUUUUAUUGAGAGGAGGAACAGAUUGCUGAAUGUAACUAGAUUGACAGGUUACAAUAUGUGGACAUCCUUGAAGACUAUAUGAUCAUAUAUAUGUAUAUGGUAUAAAUAUUGUUUGGUGUAUAAAAUAACAAUUGUCAUUUUGUUUCUUCAUUAUAUUGCAAGAGGCACAAUCAAGUGUAUUAACAGGUGAUGUAAACAUUAUAGAGAGAGUUUAUGAAGUAAGUCUUUAAAAAUGUAUAACACAUACCUUGAUUUAAUGUAGUCAUCAUGUUUUGAGCACUAGAGUGUGCACUCGAAAGUCAUUUAAGGUGUUGAAGAUGGUGUGUUAAUGAGGUAUUUUAUCCUAAUUGCUCUAUCAUAAAAUUAAACACAUUUUAAAAGAUUGUCAAAAACAUGUGAUUUUAAAAGAUUUGACGACAUAUAUGCUAGUUAUUUGAUAUCACAUGCUUGCAUUUCAUCUACAGAUAAUGCUAAAGGUUAAAAAUCUAAACUUCAAUGUGAACAUUUUGUUUGAUGAUAUUUAUAUAACAGGGUUUAGUGAUAAAACUAUAUGAUGACUGUACUAUUUAUAUAUACAUUAUAUAAACUAUAUAUGAUGUGUUUGACUAGCUGUACCAGUAUUUUGUAUAUUCUGUUAACAUGGUCAUUAUAGUUACCACCUUUCAUUAUGUAUGCUGAGAAGUUUUUUUGACUGAGAAGUAAAAUGUCUUUGUCUUGAAUCAGGCUGUCUUAUAAAAUAUUGAAGUAAUUGUCAUUGAGACAUAAUUAUGGCUGCUUGAUUCCUCUUUGCUUUUUUUUUGUCCAAUUAAAACUCAGGAACUUUUAAAAACUAUAAAUUGUGAUAGAGUUAAUACUAAAAUAGGAUGGAGUCCUUUUAUGAAUUUUUUUACAGAGUUAAUUUUUGAGAAAUGUUCUCAGUAUGAUAUUGUGCUAAAACUAAUUCUGUUUUCUACAAUUAUUAUCUUUGUGUUUUUUGUUGUGUGCUUUGUGUGCAAAAUGUAUAUUAUAAUAAUUGUAGUAUUUUUAGGGAUGUUUGAUAUGAUUAAAUGAAUAGUCUUUUUGUGAGAAGUUUGUCUACACUAUACUAAAAAGAGUAAAUUGUUUUUUCAUGUCAACAAAUAAGAGGUUGAAUGUCUCUUUUUUCCAUAUGUUAUUCACUAUUGAGCACACAUAAAGAUAGUCUGUAGAUAGUGACACUUGGUGAUUUAUGUUUUAUUGAUUGAUUUUUAUAAACAAUCUUGUUUGUUGGACAAACUUACAUAAUAUAUAUUGAUAAUUUCACCACUGAUUCAUUAUAUAUUACUCUGACUGGAAGAUACCUAUAAAUAUUGAAAUAGUUUAUUGUAAAUCAAAAA
Molecule: messenger RNA, 3552 nt
Organism: Ruditapes philippinarum (Manila clam)
Lineage: Eukaryota; Metazoa; Mollusca; Bivalvia; Venerida; Veneridae
Product: protein yippee-like 2
Exons: 5
Coding region: 1120-1467 (115 amino acids)
Source: RefSeq, a predicted model, not a curated record